AUGGAAAAAAGACAUCCGAGUUCGUUCCAGCAGCUCGAAAAGCUCGGGGAGGGAACUUAUGCCACUGUUUUCAAAGGCCGAAACCGCCAAACCGGCGAGCUUGUGGCCCUCAAGGAAAUCCACCUCGAUAGUGAAGAGGGAACACCAUCGACAGCAAUUCGUGAGAUUUCCCUUAUGAAGGAGCUCAAGCACGAAAACAUCGUCUCACUUCACGACGUCAUCCACACUGAGAAUAAGUUAAUGCUCGUCUUCGAGCAUAUGGACAAGGAUUUGAAAAAGUAUAUGGACUCCCGCGGUGACCGUGGUGCCUUGGAUCCAGCGACGAUCAGAAGCUUCAUGUACCAGCUUCUCUGCGGAAUAGCCUUCUGCCAUGAGAACAGAGUACUCCACCGAGACUUGAAACCCCAGAACUUGCUUAUUAAUGCCAAGGGCCAACUUAAACUCGCGGAUUUCGGUCUCGCUAGAGCAUUUGGUAUCCCCGUCAAUACUUUUUCCAAUGAAGUUGUGACUCUAUGGUAUCGAGCGCCCGAUGUCCUCCUCGGCUCAAGAACCUAUAACACUUCCAUAGAUAUCUGGAGUGCAGGCUGUAUCAUGGCGGAGAUGUAUACUGGGCGUCCACUUUUCCCGGGAACUACCAACGAGGACCAGUUGCAGAAGAUUUUCAGGUUGAUGGGUACACCUUCGGAGAGGUCCUGGCCACAGAUUUCGCAGUAUCCAGAGUAUAGGAAUAACUUCCACGUUUAUGCCACACAAGAUCUGCGGUUGAUCCUUAGGCAGAUCGAUCCCGUUGGUUUGGACUUAUUGAGCAGGAUGUUGCAGCUAAGGCCCGAGAUGCGAAUUAGUGCGAAGGAUGCCCUCAAGCACGCCUGGUUCAGCGAUUAUAGGAAGAACGCACCAGCUAACGGAGCUAUUCCCGGUGGACUACCAAUACCUGGGCCGGUUGCGCCUGGAAUUCCAGGAGGGACAUCACAACUCCCCCCUCAACAGCCACAGCCGCAAGUUAUGCAGGGCCAACCGUUGAUGCAGGGCCAACAGCAGUACUCUCAGCAUCCCCAGCAACAACAUCCUCAACAUCCCCAGCAGCACCCGCAACAGCAUCCACAGCAGUAUCAACCACACUAUCCACCUAAUCAGUCAAUGGCACAGGGAUACUAG
This is a messenger RNA of Orbilia oligospora ATCC 24927, 1155 nucleotides long. RefSeq lists its product as uncharacterized. The transcript is spliced from 2 exons. Gene Ontology annotation, molecular function: cyclin-dependent protein serine/threonine kinase activity; ATP binding. Gene Ontology annotation, cellular component: cytoplasm; nucleus. Gene Ontology annotation, biological process: protein phosphorylation. The record is from RefSeq and is a predicted model, not a curated record. Bases 1 to 1155 code for a protein of 384 amino acids. NCBI's taxonomy places the organism in Eukaryota, Fungi, Ascomycota, Orbiliomycetes, Orbiliales, Orbiliaceae.